AUGUCAACAUCUGGCUAUAGGUCUUUUUCACAAUCUAGUAGAGGUAAAACUGAUAUAACAUGGACACAUGUUAUUGAGGGUGUAGAUCCAAAUGGAAGGAAGACAUUAAAAUGUCUUCACUAUGGGAAAGUAACUAGAGGGGGAGGUAUUUUUAGAAUGAAACAACAUCUAGUUAGAACAAAUGGGGAUGUUGGUGCUUGUUUAAAAGUUUCUUUUGAUGUUCAAUACUUGAUGAGAGAAUCACUAAAAGACAUUGGGAUAAAGAAUAAAGAGAAGACUGAUUCUAGUAAGUAUAAUACUCCUUACAGUGCUACCGUACAUGGAUUUGAAGGAGAUAUGCUAAACGAAGAUAGUGAAGCGUUUCAUUUAUUAGAAAUUCACAUAAAUGAAGUUGUUGGAUCUCAACCAUCAAUUAGGAGUUGUUUAGUUGGAAAAGAUGCGAUGUUGAGAGUAGACAUGACUUUUGUAAGAUUCUUUUACGAUGCUUGCAUCCCAAUUAAUGCUGUAAAUUCAAUUUAUCUUCAGCCUUUGGUGGAUGCUAUAGCUGCAAUUGGGAUUGGGUAUAAACACCCAAAUUAUCAUGGUUUGCGUGUCAAUUUGUUAAGAGAUGAUAAGAAGGAAGUGCAGCUUCUUGUUGAUAGUUGUAGAAAGAUUUGGGAAAAUGUUGGAUGUACUUUAAUGGCUGAUGGUUGGACUGAUAAUUCACAUAGGUCAUUAAUCAAUUUUAUGGUGUAUUGUCCUAAGGGAGUUUGUUUUGUGAAAUCAGUUGAUGCUUCAAAUGUUGUGAAGGAUGCUAGGACAUUGUUGAAGAUGUUUGAGGAGGUAGCUUUAUGGAUUGGACCAAAUAGUAUUGUCCAUUUUGUCUCAGACAAUGGAUCCAACUAUAAAGCUACUGGAAGAAUAUUAUCUGAGAAAUAUCCGAGUAUUACUUGGUCGCUCUAUGUAGCACAUAGCAUAAAUUUGGUUUUAAAAGACAUAGCUGAGAUAGAUCACAUAGUUUAUCUUGUGAGACGUGCUUUUGAGGGUUGGAAAGAAAUUCAGGGUGGGAAAGAAAUUGUCCGUUUGGGCGCAACCCGUCUUGCUACAACUUUCAUUGCAAUAAGAAGUCUUCAUGAGCACAAACAUGACUUGCAAGCUAUGGUGACAAAUAAGUCAUUUGUCGAUUCUUGA
Messenger RNA from Pistacia vera, 1170 nucleotides. RefSeq lists its product as uncharacterized. The coding region runs from base 1 to 1170 and encodes 389 amino acids. The record is from RefSeq and is a predicted model, not a curated record. Lineage: Eukaryota; Viridiplantae; Streptophyta; Magnoliopsida; Sapindales; Anacardiaceae. The transcript is spliced from 3 exons.